AUGGCAAAAUCCCACCCACAACCGCAUCUUGAAGAACCUUGGAAGGCACGAGACGCCUGGAGAUACCAGGGGGUAUUUGCAAAGGGCCAACGAUUAAAAGGAGCCCUUCCUGGCUUGGCAAUUGGCUUUACCGCCUUCUUAGCCGUUAGCAUAUAUGAGGACUACAUAGCACCAAAGGUAGCCAAAAAGCCUGCAAAGGAGUGA
Messenger RNA from Brettanomyces bruxellensis, 204 nucleotides. RefSeq lists its product as uncharacterized. Lineage: Eukaryota; Fungi; Ascomycota; Pichiomycetes; Pichiales; Pichiaceae. The record is from RefSeq and is a predicted model, not a curated record. Gene Ontology annotation, biological process: electron transport chain. Gene Ontology annotation, cellular component: mitochondrion. Bases 1 to 204 code for a protein of 67 amino acids. The transcript is spliced from 2 exons.